Molecule: messenger RNA, 1747 nt
Organism: Pocillopora damicornis (cauliflower coral)
Lineage: Eukaryota; Metazoa; Cnidaria; Anthozoa; Scleractinia; Pocilloporidae
Product: protein spinster homolog 1
Biological process (GO): transmembrane transport
Cellular component (GO): membrane
Molecular function (GO): transmembrane transporter activity
Source: RefSeq, a predicted model, not a curated record
UAGUACUUCCCAUUAUAGCUGUGGGUUGUGGGUUUCCUUGGAAAGUUUCUUGAAUUCGUUAUCUCAUGUUCUACCACAGACACGAUAUUUAUCACUCACUUAGCCCUAUUUUAGUCACCUGUUCUUGUUGUUAUGUCAUUUGCCUCUAACGGAGUGGCGAAUCCAAAGGUUGCGUCUCAGGCAGGAGAGGCAGGAGAAAUUGCGAGCCAAAGUGACGACAAAAUGAUUAAUGUUGUACGAGGAAACAACGUGCGGGCCUACUUGACCGUGGUAGUGUUAUUUAUCAUCAAUCUUCUGAAUUAUAUGGACCGACAGACUGUAGCAGGCCUUCUAGAUGGCAUCCAAAGUUAUUUUGAUAUACAAGACAACAAUUCAGCAGCUGGCUUGCUGCAAACUGUCUUCAUCUGUAGCUAUAUGGUUCUUGCUCCAGUGUUUGGUUAUCUUGGAGAUCGUUACAGGAGGAAGUAUCUUAUGGCAGCUGGAAUACUUGUUUGGUCUGGGACUGUUUUUGCCAGCACUAUGCUGAGCAAAGAUUGGGCUUGGUUACAUAGUUGGAACUGAGGUUGCUGCUCUGUUUGGCCAUCAGUGGCAAUGGGGACUACGAGUGACCCCCAUCAUAGGUGCAGUGUGUGUUUUCCUGUGCAUAUUUGUAGUUCAUGAACCAAAAAGGGGUGCCAUAGAAAGAGGAGAGAACCCUCAUGGUGUCUCAGCUUCUGAUGUUCAUAACACAACCAGCUGGUGGGCAGACCUCAAGUAUCUUGCAACAGUGAAAAGCUUUAUUUGGCUGAAUUUGGGAUUUACUUGUGUUUCAUUUGUGACUGGUGCCCUAGCAUUUUGGGCACCAAAAUUCUUGCUCUAUGCAACAAGAGCACAAGGAAUUUCAGAAACAGAAUCAGAGGUUAGCUUAAAGGUUGGAAUUAUUACCUGUGUCGCUGGUAUUGUAGGAGUUUGGCUUGGUGCAGAGAUUGCUUGGCGAUAUAGAACACGAAAUAGAAAAGCUGAUGCUUUAGUAUGUGCUGUUGCAUUAAUUGGGUCAGCACCUUUCCUCUAUGGUUGUCUUGUGCUAGCAUCUACAAACAUCAAAGUUACAUAUGCCCUUAUAUUCUUCGGUGAAGUUUUACUUUUCAUGAACUGGGCACCAGUAGGAGACAUGGUUUUGUAUAUAAUAAUACCUUCACGUCGAUCCACCGCUGAAGCUGCUCAGAUUCUUGUUUCUCACUUGUUUGGUGAUGCAGGCAGCCCAUGGCUUGUUGGAGAGAUUUCUGAUCGUAUCAGAGGUGCAGGGAGUAGUGAUAAAGAUCGUGCACAAAGCAUGGAAUAUUCUCUUUUGAUGUCAACCUUUAUCAGUGUUAUUGGAGGAUUCUGUUUCAUAAUGUGCUCAAUUUAUCUAGUUGAUGAUCGGGAAAAAGCAGAGCAGGUUACCAGAAAUGAAGAUGAGGAUACUAAUUCAUUGUUAAACACAGUCCCCUCAGAUGACUUUCUUCAAGCUGGUCAUGAAAAUGGAGCUGUGGACAAUUGUAGUGAUUACGAUGAUGAUAAUGAUGAUGAUGAACUGUUGGAUGACGAGCCAAUCUCGCCUGCAAUGUCUGAAAGAGAAGCAUUGGUUGUCCCAGUAGAUGUGCAUGGUACACCACCAACAGCUGAGGAAGAACACAACUUUAAAGUUGUCUGAUUUAUAAUCAAAUAUUAGUUUUUUUACAAUUUAUAAUUAUUCUUUUUUUUUAAUGAAAAAUGGUUGAAAGUGUCA